Molecule: messenger RNA, 4565 nt
Organism: Hippopotamus amphibius kiboko
Lineage: Eukaryota; Metazoa; Chordata; Mammalia; Artiodactyla; Hippopotamidae
Gene: HAUS6
Product: HAUS augmin like complex subunit 6
Exons: 17
Coding region: 259-3129 (956 amino acids)
Biological process (GO): spindle assembly
Cellular component (GO): HAUS complex; mitotic spindle microtubule
Molecular function (GO): microtubule binding
Source: RefSeq, a predicted model, not a curated record
GGGACGCUCGGUUUGUCGUGGCUUCGUUUUGGCCGCGGUGCCGUACUACCGUUAAAGGCUCUAUUUCCGUGGGACUUUAGAGUCUCAGGCCACUUGAGGCUAUUUGAGGCGCGAUGGCUCCGGGCGAGAGAGGAUCAGCCGGUGGCAAUGGAGGGGCCGCCGCCGCCUCAGGCUGCCCCUAGGGAAGGAGCCUGAGGGGGCCCUCUCAGUCUUGGGAGCCUGCGCUUUCUUCCUUUGCGGGCCCUGCCUACCGCGACCAUGAGUUCGGCCUGGGUCACUUGUUUCGAGAAGGAGCAUCUCUGGAUGUAUCUGCAGGCGCUCGGCUUCGAGCCGGGCCCGGCGACCGUAGCCUGUGGAAAGAUCGUGUCACACACGCACCUCGGAGUGAACAUGUUUGACAAGUUGAACCGUGAUGCUUUUCAAAUAGUUUCUUAUUUUUUAUUUCAAACACUUGACCAGUCUCUCACCAAAGAAGUUUUCAAACUUUGUUGGCCUCCAUAUGACCAAAAAAGUGAUACUGAAUUCCGAAAACAUUGCUGUGAAUGGUUAAAAAAGAUUUCUGCUGAACGUGGAAGUAGCUUUCCUCAAGUUGUUGGUUCACUAUUUCUUUCUCCUGGUGGUCCGAAGUUUAUUCAUCUGAUGUAUCACUUUGCAAGAUUUGUUGCAAUAAAAUAUAUAAAAACCCAUUCUAAAAAUUCUUCUGUACAUUUUACAGAGACAUUUAAUGUAAAGCCACAAGAUUUGCACAUGUGCAUUGCCAGGUGCCAUGUAGCCCGUAACAGAUUUUUACAAAUUUUGCAAAGAGAAGAUUGUGUUACCCGAAAAUAUCAGGAAAAUGCGCAAUUGUCAGUUAAACAAGUACGAAAUUUGAGAUCAGAAUGUAUAGGACAGCAGAACCAAAUAAAAAAAAUGGAACCCUGUGAUCACCAAAGUAAUAUACAAGAGAAAAUUCAAAAGGUUCGGUCUUUGUGGGCUUCAGUGAAUGAAACACUCAUGUUUUUGGAAAAAGAGAGAGAAGUUGUUAGUUCAGUCCUUAGUCUUGUUAAGGAAUAUACUUUAGAUGGAACUAACGUUGCUAUCAAUAUUCCAAGGCUCUUACUUGACAAAAUUGAGAAACAAAUGUGUCAGUUGCACAUAGGAAAUGUUUAUGAGGCUGGAAAAUUGAACUUCUUAACAGUUAUUCAGCUAUUAAAUGAAGUCUUGAAAGUAAUGAAAUAUGAACAUCGUCAGGCUGACCAAGCAAGACUGACAGUAGACCUUCACUUCCUUGAAAAAGAGACGAAAUCUCAGAGAGAAAGAUUGUCAGAUCUGAAGCAUAUGAGGUAUAAAAUAAAAGAAGAUCUCACAACUGUAAAACAUUCUAUUGUUGAAAAACAAGAAGAAUGGCAUAAAAAGUGGAAAGAGCUUCUCGGCCUGUCUCCUUUCAGUCUGAUUAAAAGUUGGACUCCAGCUGUGGAUCUUUUACCACCUAUGUCUCCCCUUUCAUUUGAUCCUGCCUCAGAAGAAGCAUAUGCGAAGAGUAUUCUUUUGCAGUACCCUGCUUCACUUCUAGAUACACCUAAGCAACAUAUCCAGGAAAAUGAUUGCAGAAGGACAAAUGAUACACUAGAAACUAAAUGUGAUCUAGCCAACAGCCCUGCUUCUUUGCUGUUGCAGCCCGUUUUACCAUCAGAUAGAAACAGUGUUACACUACCUGAAAAGGAUACAAAGUUGACUCCUAGAGAGAAAAAUGAAACAAUUUCUAAGAAAACAGCAGAAUUUGAAGUAGAAGUCUCUUCAUUAUCACAUACUGCAAAGAAUACAGACAGUAGUGCAUUUGGAGAGUCUCUACCAGCUAAAAAAAGGGAUCCAUUCCAAAAAGAGCAAGAUUACCUGGCAGAAGAGGUUGCAAGGGCAGUUUUAUCUGAUUCACCACAGCCCUCUAAAGGAAAAGAAGUAAAAUUAGAGGAACUAAUUGACUCUCUAGUUUCUAACCCGUUCUUAACAAGGAACCAAAUUCCCCGAACUCCAGAAAACUUGAUAAGUGAAAUUAGGAGCUCGUGGAGAAAAGCUGUUGGAACAGAAGAUAACAGAAGUACAGAACCAAUUCAAAUGGAUACUGAAUGUAGAGAAGUAUUGCCAGAAUCCUUACCUGUGGUGCAUAAUCAAAAAGAGUUUAACAUGACCAGUUUUCUCUCAGCAACCACUGUGUCCAAUUCUAGCCAGUCUCAUUUGCCUGAAGAGAAAGUUGUUUCAGGUUGCCUCAAGUGUGUUCCUCAGAAACCUGUGGUGACCAGUUGCAUAGGUGAACCAACAAUUCAAAAUCUGUCACAUUUGUUAAAUAAGGACGUGAUUUGUAGGCAAGAUUUUGAAUGUACAGCUUUACAGAACAAGCUUUUAAAAACUAGCCAAAUAGAGACAUUCUCCCCUGCUGUAGGCAAUAGGAGAGAUGUGAUAGGUAGCAGUGAAGAAGAGUAUGUUAAGAUAUCAGACCACUCAAAAGCUUCUUACAAAGAUCUUUCCAUGCAUAAAAGUAUGUUAUGGAACUCUUUUCAGAUAUCAAGUGGAAUUAGUUCCAGUUUUAAAGAUAGUGAUCUUGGCAUAUUACAUGAAACUCUUCCAAUAGAAGUUGGUCACUUAAGUCUUAACAGCUCCAGUAGUACAGAGGCCGAUUUUAAACUGGAACCAAAUAGUCCUAUGCACAGUGGCAUUUUCCCAGAAGAUGUUGUGGGAGGAAGACAGACUACUCCAGAAUCAGACUUUAAUUUACAGGCUUCUUGCAGUGAAUAUGAGGCUCUGAAGAAAUCUCUGUCCAAGCAAAGGGAAGAAGUUUACCUCUCUAAUCCUGAAACACUUGAAAGACACAAACCAGAAUUGAGCCUUACUCCCCAAAACAUGCAAAGCGAUGAUAUAUUUAACUUUUUGGGCACUCAUGAUUUGCACAUUGACUAUACAAAACCAUCUUCACGCAUGUCCCUUGACGAAAGAAAACGGUCUCUUUCACCACUAAUUAAGUUUUCUCCAGUGGAACAAAGAUUGAGGACCACAAUACCAUGUAGUCUUGGAGAACUCCUACCUGAUUUAACAGAAGAAGAAAUCUUGAAUAAGAGCCUUGAUGCAAAAGAAUCUCCAUCUGACUUGAAAAGAUGAAGCAGUAGCCCAGUCAGUUUAACUGUGAUGCAAUUAAGUUGAAGCAGUGUCACUGGAUAAAAACUGAUUUGUAAUUUAAAUACACAUUGGAAGUGUAACUGUUUUUCAAAGUCUAAAAAAGUCCUAAAUAAUGCCUUUUAGCCUUCUUUACUGUUUUUAGGCAAGGAGAGUUUGUUUGGAUUUUCUUUCUUUGUAUGGAGAUGGAGUUGAAAUGUGAAGUAUUUGGAAAGCAAACAUCAAGUUAUGUGAAGCCAUUUUGGUUUCUUGAGUAAUUUUGUAAGUGUUAAGUAAAUGGCAAAGUAGUAGGUUAACUAAUUUACUAUGUUCUAAUUUCAGUGAAUUACCAUAAGGAUGAGUAGUUUUUGAUGUACUUUUAUUAAGUGGUUAAUUUAAUAGCCAUUGGACAUACUGAUCUUUCUUUUUAGGGAAAUAAACAACUUUUAUUAUUUCUUUUUAGAACAUUCUGGUACUAAAAAAAAGUGAGGAAAGUAAUGCUUUGUGAUCUAUAAUCAAAAUGACAAAGUUUAAGUUUGGGAAAGCUCCAAAGAGGCUUAAUGAUUAUUCAUUAGGUUGAUCCUGAAAAAUGAUGUUGAUGGAAUAAAGUGCAUGUGAUGAUAGUAAAGACUGGGGCAGAAUGAAUUUAGAAAAAAGGAAAAAGGUGGAAGAUGACUAGAUACUUUUGAGGGACACUAAUUAUAAAUCCAUUCAGUGGGUUGUAUAGCAGUUUUAUAUUUAGUCUAAUUUAGACUUUGAGAAUUUAAUGCUAGUUUUUUAUUUUAACAGAAAAAAUGUAAAUUAAAAAUUAUCUGUUUAAUUAAAAAAUUAGUGCUGCCCCCUUUUUUGGAGGGGCACUGUUUUGGGGGAAGGGAGCUAAUUUUGAUUGUUAUUUUCCUGCUCAAAAACCGUCAGUUCCCCACUGCUUACAGAACAGAUUCAAAUUAACUUGAGAAAAUUGAAUUUGGGGUUAAGUAACUUGUUCAGUGUUACACAGCCAGUAGUGAAGCUAGGAUUUGACCCUAUUUUCCUUCUUUAAUACCUCCCAGAAGUAACUAAAAGGCCUGGAUGUAGGAUAUGGCUUGCAGGAGUGGGCCUUCUGGACUGUAAAUGGGAGUCAAAUGUGAGGCAUCUUAUACAGUGUCCUGCCUCAUUUAGUUAGGCCCCCUGGUCAAGAAAAGGGCUUGUCUUUAGCCUCCAAGUGAAUACAUGCCAUUGCUCUCUGUGAACCAGGAGGUUAAGCACACACUGGAAGGGUGAUAGCACCUACAGCACCCCUGUGUCUAGCCCCAGCUCUUAACCAUCACAACCUUAUCCAUUUGCCAAGAAACUGGCAAGAAGAGAGGUUGAAGGGGAGAGUUCUGGAAGUGGAUGAGCGUAAUAGUUCAUCUUUCUUCACUCAUUUUGGCUUACUUUCUCUGUAUUGCUUGUUGGAUCCAAGU